AUGGCCCCUUGCUCGCUCAGAACAGCAGUUUUUCUUGGUGCUAUCCUCCUCGUAACCCCCGGAGAUGCCCAUGUUGGACAGGGUUUGCCUAGCCCCAUAGCUGGCGCAAUGCUAUUUGACAGCGAGCGGUUUCCUUUGGCAGAUCAUGACAUUGCGAAGCUCAAACAACAUCAGUCAACCUUGGUUGAAUUUGGGAGCAAUGCCACUGGUAAGACCAAACGACCUUUAGGGAAAUGUAAGGUGUUGCCCGGUGACCACCAGUGGCCGUCGCAGUCUACAUGGUCGGCCUUGGAUGACCUUCUAGGUGGUGCGCUCAUCAAAACAGUCCCCCUAGCGGCGUCUUGCUAUUCUUCUUGGCCCGAAUAUGACAGCGCCGAAUGCGAGAAAAUCAGCUCGCUGUGGACGGAUUCCCAUCUUCAUGCUGCGGACCCCGCGUCAGCAAUGUGGCCUCUGUUCGAGGGAAGAACCUGUCUACCCACUACCAAUGCCUCUGCAUCUUGCACAGUGGGUGGAUAUAGCAGUUAUGCUGUGAAUGUGAGCCGUGUCGCUCAAAUUCAACUUGCGGUAAACUUUGCACGUAACGCGGACAUCCGCCUGGUCGUUAAGAACACCGGCCAUGACUUUAACGGCAAAUCGACUGGUGCUGGUGCUUUGGGUAUCUGGACCCACCAUCUCAAGGAUAUUGAAUACUAUGAGAAUUAUCGUGCCUCAGGCUAUCAGGGUCCAGCUGUCAAGAUGGGGUCAGGUGUGCAGGCAUUUGAGAUCUAUUCAAAGGGCCAGGAACUUGAAUUCACCGCCGUUGGUGGCGAAGGGAAGACUGUCGGUGUUGCUGGUGGCUACGUUCUCGGCGGUGGCCAUUCGCCCAUGUCCAGCGUAUAUGGCCUAGCUGCUGAUCAAGUUCUAGCUCUUGAGGUCGUGCUGGCAAAUGGACGCUUCGUCACUGUGACUGAAGAAAGUGAUGCUGAUCUAUUCUGGGCUCUGCGUGGUGGCGGCGGUGGAACCUACGGAGUGGUCACUUCCCUAAUCUCUCGUGUCUACCCCAAGGUAGGUGUUACUGUCUCGACAUUCAACUUUUCCACUAGCGAUGAUGUUUCCGUCGAGACCUUUUGGGCUGGUAUCCGAUCAUAUUUGGAGCGAUUCCCGGCUCACGCCGACGCUGGCACCUAUGCAUACUUUUGGGUGAUGCCGAUGGGCCCGGGUGCAUUCACCUUCCUAAUGAGCCCCUUCUUCGCCGUCAAUCAUACCGUGGACGAGUUCAACGAUUUAGUCAAACCAUGGUUCGAUGACCUUCAUGAGCUGGGAAUUCUAAUCCAACCAAAUACAACCUAUUAUGACAGCUUCUACGACGGCUGGAACGCCGGAUUUCCGCUCGAAACCGUCGCCUCCUCGACCGUAAUGACCGGCUCUCGCCUCUUCCCGCGCGCAAACUGGGAAACGCCUACAUUGCUGAAUGAGACAUUCAAUGCCUUACGUGCGACUAUAACCGACGGCUUUACAUUGCUCGCAUUCAACAUGAAAGCCGAGCUACAAGAGGGCUUCACUUCGAAUGCAGCAAACCCGGCUUUCCGCCAGUCGCUGAUGCACGCCAUCACAUCGACGUCCUGGACGAACACUACCUCCGAUGCUGACAUCAAAGUCAAGAUGGAUGACCUCACUAAAGCCAUUGGAAAGUGGCGCGCUGUCUGCCCCGAUUCCGGCGCGUACAUGUCCGAGUCGGAUAUCCAAGAGCCGCACUUCCAGCAGGCCUUCUAUGGUACCAACUACGACCGUUUGUAUAAGCUGAAACAGCGGUAUGACCCGACUGGUUUGUUCUAUGUGCCUACUGGUGUUGGCAGUGAGGAUUGGGUUGUAAAGAGCAUGGAUGGUCUUCCGAAUCAGAAUGGUCGAUUAUGCCGGAUUCAAGGUGAUACGGUGUAA
Penicillium digitatum Pd1 is the source of this 1917-nucleotide messenger RNA. Its product is annotated as FAD-dependent oxidoreductase. The record is from RefSeq and is a predicted model, not a curated record. NCBI's taxonomy places the organism in Eukaryota, Fungi, Ascomycota, Eurotiomycetes, Eurotiales, Aspergillaceae. Gene Ontology annotation, molecular function: oxidoreductase activity; FAD binding.